GCGCUGGGAGGUGUGCUCCGGUCCCUAGCCGCUGGGGCAUGGGGGGUCCCGCGGGGCCCCCGCGCCUCCUCCACGCCCCACACCCUCUCCUCUGCCUGCUCUGCCUCCUCCUGCCGCUGCUCGAAGCAGCUGGGUCCAGCCAGGCAUCCAGAGAGCAGCCCCUGUGGGCCCUGCUGGAGCAGUACUGCCAUGCGGUCACGACCCUCGCCAACAUCUCAGGUCCCUACUCCUACUGCAACACGACUUUGGACCAGAUCGGGACGUGCUGGCCUCGGAGCGCGGCCGGAGCCCUGGUGGAGAGGCCGUGCCCCGAGUAUUUCAACGGCGUCAAGUACAACACGACCCGGAAUGCCUACAGAGAGUGCUUGGAGAAUGGGACGUGGGCCUCACGGAUCAACUACUCACAGUGUGAGCCCAUUUUUGAUGACAAGCAGAGGAAGUAUGACCUGCACUACCGUGUCGCUCUCGUUGUCAACUACCUGGGCCACUGCGUUUCUGUGGCGGCCCUUGUGGCCGCCUUCCUGCUUUUCCUGGCCCUGCGGAGCAUCCGCUGUCUGCGGAACGUGAUUCACUGGAACCUCAUCACCACCUUUAUCCUGCGAAAUGUCAUGUGGUUCCUGCUGCAGCUCAUCGACCACGAAGUGCAUGAGAGCAACGAGGUCUGGUGCCGCUGCAUCACCACCAUCUUCAACUACUUCGUGGUGACCAACUUCUUCUGGAUGUUCGUCGAGGGCUGCUACCUGCACACGGCCAUCGUCAUGACCUACUCCACCGAGUGUCUGCGGAAGUGGCUCUUCCUCUUCAUCGGAUGGUGCAUCCCCUGCCCCAUCAUCAUCGCCUGGGCUGUUGGGAAACUCUACUAUGAGAACGAACAGUGCUGGUUUGGCAAGGAGCCCGGUGAUCUGGUGGACUACAUCUACCAGGGCCCCAUCAUCCUUGUGCUCCUGAUCAACUUUGUAUUUCUGUUCAACAUCGUCAGGAUCCUCAUGACGAAAUUACGAGCCUCCACCACGUCAGAGACGAUCCAGUACAGGAAGGCAGUGAAGGCCACUCUGGUUCUCCUGCCCCUCCUGGGCAUCACCUACAUGCUCUUCUUCAUCAACCCUGGGGAGGACGACCUGUCGCAGAUCGUGUUCAUCUAUUUCAACUCCUUCCUGCAGUCUUUCCAGGGUUUCUUUGUGUCUGUCUUCUACUGCUUCUUCAAUGGAGAGGUGCGUUCGGCCGUGAGGAAGAGGUGGCACCGCUGGCAGGACCAUCACUCCCUCCGAGUCCCUGUGGCCCGGGCCAUGUCCAUCCCCACGUCGCCCACGCGGAUCAGCUUCCACAGCAUCAAGCAGACGGCUGCUGUAUGACCCCUCAGUCGCCCACCUCACCCAUCGCUCCAUCGGGACAGCUUCCCCAUCCUCCUUCACUGCCUUGCUCUGGGUUCUCCUUGCCACGCAGGCCCUGGUGGGGGCAGGAGGGAAGAGAGAGACCGGCUCCCCAGCCUGGCAGGAGAGAGGCUGUGCAGCAGCGCGAGGCGACGCCAAGGAACCAGGGCCAGCUGAGCCCAAAGUCUCAGUGCGAGAGGGGGCAGAGAGCUAGAUCCUCACUGUAGCCCC
Messenger RNA from Ceratotherium simum simum (southern white rhinoceros), 1601 nucleotides. It is a transcript of the gene CRHR2, whose product is annotated as corticotropin releasing hormone receptor 2. The record is from RefSeq and is a predicted model, not a curated record. Gene Ontology annotation, cellular component: plasma membrane; axon terminus; dendrite. Gene Ontology annotation, molecular function: G protein-coupled peptide receptor activity; corticotrophin-releasing factor receptor activity; corticotropin-releasing hormone receptor activity. Lineage: Eukaryota; Metazoa; Chordata; Mammalia; Perissodactyla; Rhinocerotidae. Gene Ontology annotation, biological process: long-term synaptic potentiation; cell surface receptor signaling pathway; adenylate cyclase-modulating G protein-coupled receptor signaling pathway.